Molecule: messenger RNA, 2799 nt
Organism: Peronospora belbahrii
Lineage: Eukaryota; Oomycota; Peronosporomycetes; Peronosporales; Peronosporaceae
Source: the annotation of a GenBank genome assembly
AUGCUUAAAGACUCUCUAGAAGUGACAUUCUGUGCCGUUCAACGUGUCUCUGGGCGUUCCUUCCUGUUGCUAUGUACACACUCCAAGUGGCGACUCUACCGCCUCGAUGGCUUCAAGUCAGUUCGUGAAAGCUUUACGCCUGUGGAGCUCGUGAUUGAUUCUACCAAGAAAGAUACAGCACAUCUCUCUUGUGUACGUUUCUUCCAUCUGUAUACGUUACCGGAUACGACGACGGAUGCAUUGGGAGCUCUAUUCGUGUUAGAAAGGAGCUCAGUAGUGCCAAACACAAGUGACAAGAAGGAAGACGACUUUGUCUCGACCUCUGCACUGGAAAUAGAAGCAGAAGAAGAAGGAGGAGAAUGCAAUGAUGAUGAUGAUGAUGGAUGUGAGGAAAUUGUCGCACUGGCGCUGGGUGAGCAGCGAUUGCUGCACAGGUUACCGCCCACGCCAUCAUUGGUGCUGGAUGUGCAGACAAACGCCACGACGGCCGCUGUGCUGUGUGAAACCAGAGAGCUUUUUCUCUACGACUUGACCUCUUUUCAGCUACAGCAGACCAUUUAUACGGCUUCUCCUGCCAUGGCGCUUGGGCAGCGAUGGCUCGCGUAUCCUGGAUUUGCCAUGUGUGCUGAUGCAAACCAAAGCAUUGGCCAAAAGCAGGCUUUGUCUGGCCAAGCCGACAGCGACUCGGACUUUGAAGACAUCCCUAUUGAAGCUCUUGUCAACAGUGGGAUGGCCGUAGAGGCUCGCGAUGCAUCUCACAGCACAUCAAAAGCCUACACGGCUAUCGAUGUGGCGCAGAACGUGGCGUCCGGGUUGUACUAUUUGUCAAAAGUAGGGCGUGCCACCAUUGCGCCGUAUAUGUCGUCCUCACCUGGCAAACCGUUGAGCGGAACGCACAACUAUCACACAUCGACAUCGCCGUCUGGUCGUCGCAGUUUUGGACGGUCACGAAAAUCAUCUCUUAAUGGCUCUACAGGUAGCAAACCACAGCAGCUACAGCAAGAUGGCGGUGAAACAGCAGUUUCUGCGUCAAAAAAGCAUUCGGGGUGGGUAGUGGUGCUUGAUUUGGUUUCGAAUCGCGUGCUGGCCAACUUUCCUUGUCAUUCGACCGCGUUGGUGAACCUCUCGUUGGAUUCUUCUGGGCUUCUUUUGGCAACGAGCUCUACUAAGGGUCAGAAUCUUCAUGUCUAUCGCCUGUCACCGCCAUUGCAAAGUGUAGUAAACAAGUCUGGGCCUGUAGCCAAUGGACACGGAACACUCCAUCACCAAUUGAUGUACAAGUUGCAGCGUGGAAUCACCCACGCUAGUAUUCAGGAUAUUUCUUUCAGCCAGGACGGAAAAUGGAUUAAUGUGACAUCAGCGCAUGGCACGAGCCAUCUAUACGGGCUUCACCCCGAAGGGGCGCGUAUAAGUGCUGACACACAUGCGAACAUAGUUGAGAACGCUGAUGAAUCCGACACUGAUACGCUUGGAUCUGGCUUUUGUCGGCGUGAAGUAAACGAUUUUUAUGCUGAUUUCCGCGCUCUUGAGACGCGGACGCAAACCCAGGUACUUCGAAUUCGUCAUGAAUUCAAGACUGCUAACGCUUCUAGCGUUUCUCUCCACAAGCCUAUGUCUUCAGUUUCGUCCAAACCACGCACAGCGCGUUCAUCGUCAUCUUCAUCGUCGUCGUCUAUGUCGUCUACCUCUUCGUCAUCGUCCCCCUCGGGCCUCACGUUUAAUAGCCCACCCGGUGCUGGCAGUAUGCGCAGUAGCACUAUCAUGGAAUCAGCCCUGGAUGUGUCGCAGGCAUUGCUGUCUCAACUCGCCACAUCCGCUAUAGAUUUUGGUCAUCAGCACUUUGAGAAUGAUAUGGAUGUCGCUUCUCGUCGUCGCCGCUUGCGUCAGCGCUUGUGCUGCCUGUUUGCUCCCGAUGGACUCAAGAUGCUGAUUUGCUGUGAUUCUGUCCUCAAGUUGUAUGACAUGCGUGUGACCGCGCUUUCUCAGCACAAGGCAGACCAUGCUCGUGCAACAUGGUCUGAUUCAAAGACGAAAACUUCCAUGUCGUCACUGUCUUCGUUUGGCUUUGAAGCCAGUGUGACAGAGUUGAAAUCGUGGGAGCUCCUAGGGCGACGAAAAUCGGAGCCUCUUUCAGCUGUUGUUGAAGCCCGAAGUGGCUUAAGCAGCGUUAGCGUUUACAAAGAUUACAGUGCCAAGAGUGAACUGAGAACUUUUGCCCAAAGAUCGCUGCCAUUGUGGGCGCACCCAAAGGUGACUUUUAGAGCGAUCGACGAGGACCAUCCAGAAGGCCAAAUUCUUGAAGUGAAGCGUAAGGGGCCAAAUUUGAGUCAAGAUCUUAGUGCUAGCACCAUGUCGAUGGCUCCAGAGGGUUAUGCCAAUGGCGACGAGCAUCUCUUUGUGAUGGAGAUGGAUUCGUACUUUGGUAUUGGUGGCUCACCUGUAUUUGAUGGCGUAGGGGAUUGUCCUGCGACACCAGAGAUUCCCCCACCGUUAGAUCUGGCAGCGAGUAUCAAUAUGGCCAUGGCAUCUUCGUUGUCAGAUACACCGUCCAAGCCCGUUGCUGACGUGAAGAACACAAUUUGCUUCAAACCGAUUGAUGAGAACUCAAUGCACGGCGCCGGCAUGACACAAAAGGUGAAGAAGAAAGGAAAGAAUCGUCAAACGCUCACACCGUCGUCGUCUACUGAAAUCGAGUCCGAAGCGAUCGAAGAAGGUGGCUCCAAGGGAGGUCUAGCUUCAUUACAAUUUACGAUGCAGGACACGUACUUUGCGGUGCCUACUGAUGAAGACAGCGGUUGA